GGCGCAACUAUUCAGUUCAGUUGUCUGUUGUAAUAAAAAAUUAAAUCUUCAUUUAAAGCGUCUUAAUCGAUAAUUAUCAAUAGAAAAUAUUCAUUUGAAUGGAAUUACGAAAUAAUCUGACAUUAUUGUAAAGGAAAUUUUCUUUCAAUUUGUGUGGUCUUUUUUAUUUCUUGUCAUACGUACAGUCACAGCUAAAAUUCUUGGACUCGGCCGCGAGGUGCCAUUGAAGGAGGUGUAUUGUGUCUUCGAGUUGCUGUUAGUAUUUACAGUGACAGAACGAAAUGAUUCUGUUGUAAAUAAAGUUAACGGUGAAGUAACGGAAUGUAAAUCGGUGAGAGUGAAUCAAUUCGCGGUGAAGAAAACGAUAUUUAAAGUGAAGUGGAAGAAAAGAACCAGCUCCUGGAAGAUUUUACAUGGAUCGUUUCGAAUGGAUAUACAACCUCUCUACUGAAUAAUUUUCAUCUUGCGUGGUUUGCUUUGUUGUAAGAUAGAUAUUUAACAAUAAAUGUAGUUUGUUUCGAAACCAUCGCGUAUUUUAUUACAUAAACAGGUAUAUUUCAUUAAUAAUGAGCGAUGGUAAGAAAAUAGGUGAAAAUUCCAGUAGUGAGGUUGUUAACCAAUUUCGAAGCUGUAGGGAUCUCAGCGAUAUCGUCCCCUUGUACACACCACGUGCGCUUUAUUUAAAACCAGUUGCAAAAAUAAAUGUGUCUGUCAAUCUUCCUCAACUGAAGGUCCCAGGAAAAACUAUAUCAACAUGGGAAGUAAUGGAGAAGAUACGUGCCCUUAUACUACCGGACGAGUUUGCAUCUCUGAAGGUAGCCAAAAGUACACUGGAAUUUAUCAGAUUGGAAGGAGAUCUACAAGACAGAUGCAGGCUACAGCGUGUGCUUGCCAGAUUAGACUCACAACGCCUGAAUCUAUCUGGUUUUCCCAAUGUUUUAAAAGUUCGUGCAGCAGAGGCAAAGGAUGAUUUUCCCACAAGACAUAGUUGGGACUCGUACUUCAGAGAUACUAAGCAUAUGAAUGAAUUAAAAGCUGGAGAAAGACCUGAUACUGUUCAUAUAACAGGAUUGCCAGUUAAAUGGUUUAUAGAAGAUGGUGCAACUAUGCCUAGUGAAUCCUUGAUCAGCAAAAUAUUCAAAAAGUGGGGAACACUAAGGAGAAUUGAUGUACCUGCUGCUGAUCUAUACAGAUCUAGAAUGCGUCUUGGCACAAAUAUAAAUAAAUUUAGUUAUGAAGAUGGAAUAUUUUUUGAUGCGUAUAUUCAGUAUGUUGAAUAUAUGGAUUUUGUUAGGGCAAUGGAUGCAUUACGCGGAAUGAAACUCCUUAAAAAGGAAGGAGAAAAUGCAUUUACUGCUGCCAUUAAGAUCACUUUUGAUAAAACAAAGCACAUGAGUGAUAGCUCUGUCGCACACAGAGAAUUUGAAAGGAAACGCCUUAUAGCACAGGAUACAUUAGCAGCAGAAAGACUCCGCAAGAAAGAAGAAGCUGAAGAAAAACGACGUGAAGAGUUAAAGAAAAAGGAAGAAGCUGAUUCAGUAGCCAAAAAGGGCAGGCAACAAAAUAGGGAAGAGAAACGUAAACGUAAAGCUAUAACUAUAUUUCGUAAAAAGGAGGAAGACAAAGUGUCUAUGAAAAUAGCCAGGGAGGGACAAAAGUUAAUAAAAGCACAAAGACAACUUGAAAGUAUUCGUUUGUUGGACGAAUUAUUUGAUAGAAUAAAGAUAAAAGUAGAAAAUAAUGAAAUUAAAAUAGAUGAAGUGUCAGUGGAUGCUAAAAAAGAUGACAAGAAAAAUAAUAAACAAGAUAGUGCCACUCAAGCGUUAAGUUCGGAAGACAAUGAUAAAGAUGGGAAAAAGGACAAGAAAAAUAAGAAGUCAAAAAAGAGAAAAUCGAAGAAGGAGAAAAAGAAAAAGAGAAAAAAUAAAAAGGGAAAGGACUCUGCAAAUUCUGCAAGUGGAAGCGAGGACUCAGAUGUAGAAGGGCAAACAAAGAAAUUGAAAAGUGUUUUUAAACAAAACGUUUCAUAUCCGUCUUCAUCUGCAGCGUCUGCUCCUUUGGAACCUCUUCCAUAUCCAACACUAUACCCACGAUUCCCCCAACCGUGGUAUUACGAAGCCGCAUUACCUUUGCUUUACCCUACACUAUCAAGGAGUAUGCGCAGAGGCGCUCGUUUUGCCCGCGGAAGAGGAGGCAGAGGAUUUUUGUGGCGGAAUACCGGAAACCAUCGUUCAUUGCAGACCUUCAACCCCCACUUAUAUAAUGAGCAAUACUACAAGUACUUUGCCCACUUAGUAGGCCAGGAUUACCAUUCGUUCGACUAUAGAAGUUCACGAUCUCGUAGUCGUAAUAGAUCAUUAAGCAAAUCAAGAUCUAAAACGAGAUCAAGAUCAAGGUCAAGGUCAAAACGGGGUUCUAGAUCAAGGUCCAGGUCUCGGAGCAGAUCGAGAUCACGGUCAAGAUCGAAAUCAAGGACAGGUUCUAGGUCACGGAGUCGAAGGCAAAGUAGAAGCCGAAGUAGGUCGCGAUCGAAACGACGACGAGGAAAGUCAAAAUCCAGAUCGAAAUCGCCUAGAGUACGAUCACGAUCUCGUCGAUCGAGAUCCCGAAAAAAAUCUCGAUCUCGGAGUCGUUCGAAGUCGAGGAAUAACAGCAGGAAUCGGUACAGACGAAGACGGGAUAGGUCAACGUCGAAAGUGAAAAUUACAAGGGCGAAGUCCCGUUCCACGUCACCUAAAAGAAGAUCUCGUAGUAGCACCUGGUCCAUGCCAAAGUCUCCCGGCAGAAGGAGCUGUUCAUGGUCCAAAAGCGCAGAUGACAUAAAUAAUAAAGUGAAUUCGAGCAAAGCGGCAUCUACACGGGAGCAAGGUGCCACAAACAAAGAAGCGCCACAAAGUUCUCAACUGGAGAACAUAACCUCUGACUGACGAUAAUCGACGAUAGUUCUUCCGUUUUGUGUCUUCAAUCUUCUAACGUAAAAGGGAUGAUCGAUCGAUAUAAUACUGUGUACAAAAAUGAAUAUGGACCUGCAUAACUUUGGUAUGCGUAUGCCUGUAAUAUUCUUUUGAUGAAGGAAGAUAUAUUUUUGUUCAUGUGAUAGUUCUUCCUAAGCUUGAGCAAUGAAGCACCGUAACGAACUAAGAUAUUUGUGGACGUUUUAAAUUUUCAACGUAUAUAUACAUGUUAAGGAACAGUUGUAUAUACGUUACGAACAAUGUAAUUCUAUAGCGUAAAAUCGUACAGAACGAUGAAGAGAGUACUGCAUUUCUAAGUCCACAUUAAAAAUAAACACGAUAUUCAUAAAUUAAACAUCAGUUUCUUAAUUACCUGGUGAAUAGUUUUCGCCUUAAUCAGCUGGUCCAAGUUCAGUCGGGGCUGGUAGCGCAUAAAUGAGGAAUAAAAGGAGAGAAAACACAUUCGUAUUCGACUUGCAAAUUUUAUUUGUUCUCGGCAUGAAAAUGCAUUGGUUCAUAAACAUUGUAAUUCUUAUACCCCUAUCCAUUCGUAGAUCGAAGAAUCGAUUCUUAGCAGCGUUUCU
This is a messenger RNA of Nomia melanderi (Alkali bee), 3538 nucleotides long. RefSeq lists its product as uncharacterized. The record is from RefSeq and is a predicted model, not a curated record. NCBI's taxonomy places the organism in Eukaryota, Metazoa, Arthropoda, Insecta, Hymenoptera, Halictidae.